AUGUCAAUUACACCUGAUACACCGAACCUUUGCUACAACUUUGUGAAGGUUGCCCAGCUUGUGGCAAAAAUGGGGCCCGAGGGUGAGAGAGAGUUUAAGGAAAAGGUCAAGUUGGAUCCGAAGUACUCGUUCCUCUUUGGCGGCCCGUACUUCGACUCCUACCAGAAGCACUUGCAUGAUGCGAGGGAUGUCUUGAUGCGACAGGAGCAGCAGCUCCAUAGUCGUGCCAACAAUGGCCUUCCUCCAAGUGGUGUUCCAGUGGCUCAGUAUAAUCCAUCAUCUGGAACCUCACUCCCGGCUGCACCUGUAUUCUCGCAUUUGGCUCAACCUGCAUCCUCUCACUUGGCUCAACCUGCAUCCUCUCCCUUGGCUCAACCUGCAUCCUCUCCCUUGGCUCAACCUGCAUCCUCUCCCUUGGCUCAACCUGCAUCCUCUCACUUGGGCCCCCCUAUAUCUACUUGCUUGGCCCCACCUUCACACAUGCCUCCUCCAGCAACUGCAUUGUCCCUGCCCCAACCGGUUCCCCCAUUGGGGAACACAGCCGACCAAUGGUUCACCCAAAUUCAGCAGCUUCAAGAGCAGAUCUCCAGGAGCGAACAGAACCUUGUGGCUCAGCAUAAGACACUCAUGCAGCAGCAGCAAAUCCAGAUCUAUGAUACCUUCAAGAAGAUCCUCCAGCCCAUCAUCAACUCCUGCACCAAGGACUCCAUCUCCCGCGGGAAGGCAUGGAUCCUGUCGCACGCCACCACUUCCAGUUUCUGUGAACUGGCCCCUCGUUAUCUCAUCAACAAAAUCAUAGAGCCUGGAGCCACAUUUAGUCUCAAGAUGCAUCUCAUUUACCUCAUUAACAACCUGCUGCAUCACUGCGUUAGAAAGGACUUGCAAAAAUCUUUCAUGGAGAUGGCAGUCACGCCCAUGUUCUGCAAUGCCUGGUUCUCUGCCCCCGAGAACGAGGAGAGGCUUGAAAACCUUCUAUACUUUAUGCUUUUCCCGAAAAUGGUGAAGGAAAUGGAAGCAUCACACAAGGAGGAGAAGGAGAAGGCGAGGCAGACGAACGAAAACUUGCAGGAGGAGCUUAGAAUCCUCACUCAGCAGAGGGAUGAGAUGAAGGCCCAGAAGGAGAAGGCGAGGCAGACGAACGAAAACUUGCAGGAGGGGCUUAGAAUCCUCACUCAGCAGAGGGAUGAGAUGAAGGCCCAGAAGGAGAAGGCCAAGGCGAAGCUCCAGAUGCUGAGAGGGGCAUCUACCCCAGCUGCAAUGGGAGAGAAGUCGUCGAAGAAGAUGAAGUCCCACAACAAGUGUGUGCUUCAGAGUCUCCACAUUUGCAAGCCCCAUGUGACUGAUCGUUGCAGAUGCAGCCGGUUCCAGGGCCAUCGUCUGGUGCAUCUGCCAUAUCUGCCCCUGUGA
Messenger RNA from Darwinula stevensoni, 1407 nucleotides. NCBI's taxonomy places the organism in Eukaryota, Metazoa, Arthropoda, Ostracoda, Podocopida, Darwinulidae. The record is from the annotation of a GenBank genome assembly.